Molecule: messenger RNA, 339 nt
Organism: Volvox carteri f. nagariensis
Lineage: Eukaryota; Viridiplantae; Chlorophyta; Chlorophyceae; Chlamydomonadales; Volvocaceae
Gene: mrpS14
Product: mitochondrial ribosomal protein S14
Exons: 1
Coding region: 1-339 (112 amino acids)
Biological process (GO): translation
Cellular component (GO): small ribosomal subunit; ribosome
Molecular function (GO): structural constituent of ribosome
Source: RefSeq, a predicted model, not a curated record
AUGAAGUUUAAGCUUCCACAGUAUGCGUUCAUCCUCGGCUCAAGGGGGAAUGUCAAAGAUCACGUGCGACGUUUGCUGGUGGAACAGCAUGAGGUGGACCGGACGGUGUUCAAGGCUAUGGUGACAGACAAGUCACUGCCGCUGGACAUAAGGCUGCAGGUGCAGCGGCUCUUCGAGACAGAGGUUCCCCGCGAUUCUGCCGCGACGCGUGUCGUCAACCGAUGUGUGCUAACUGGUCGCGCGCGCGGUGUGCAACGCUUCACACGUCUGUCACGUAUCAUGCUCCGCCAGCUGGCGCACAACGGCUUCCUCCCCGGCAUCUCCAAGGCAUCCUGGUAA